AUGAAGUCAUCCUUCGCAACAUCACUACUAUCAGUGCUGGCCCUCUGUCAACAUACUAAGGCAGCAGCUACCUGCAGUAAUUUCACCAUCGUGGGCGCCAACAACUACACAAAGCCGUCACCCAUGACUUUUGCCGUCAGCCAAGGUGUCGUCUGCAAUGGAGCUUCUGACUGCCCGGUACUGGUUGGUGGAGACGUGACGUCCCAGCGCACAACAAACAUAACGGACUCUACUCCUGACUGGGCUUACCGACUCAUCAGCAAUGCAACUGGAUAUCCUUUCAACGCGACGUUGACCGGUGCGGUGGAGAACACCACUUACACGAUGCAACAAGGCUCGUCUGGAUAUAUCGGCUUCACACCCACAUACAGAUGUACACAAGGCAUUCUCUCAGACUGCGAUAACAAGGAUCUCGAUGGCACAGCUGUAGAAGCAUGUACACCAUUUGGCUGGGAAGACGGUAUGAUCAACGGUACCUUGGCGGCAGUUGCAACAUCGCCAGAGACUGCGUUGGCCCUGGUAUGCAAUCCCGCGAACACGAGUCUAGCUUCAAGUAGCAACACGACGGCCAAUCUCUGCAUCAACCCAGUUAACUCGUCUUCUGGAAACCCAACGGCACCGAAUCUGAAAGGCGGUGCUGGUGUGUCAAGCAGUGUAGGCACGGUUCUUUUGUCGGCCGCUUUGCUUGUCGCGAUGAUUGGAUUCUAG
This is a messenger RNA of Aureobasidium musti, 708 nucleotides long. The record is from the annotation of a GenBank genome assembly. Lineage: Eukaryota; Fungi; Ascomycota; Dothideomycetes; Dothideales; Saccotheciaceae.